AUGGACUUGGAUGUGUCCAACUUGCAAAAAGUGGUCUACGAUGAUCUUUAUGAACAUCUUUUCCAUAUCUAUGUGGAGCACAAACCAUCUGAGAAACAGCAUCUAGGCUAUGUUGACAAAUCCACUGAUCUUUUGGAGAUCUCAUUGCCUAAGUCAAAAGUCGACUUGACUAUCCAACAGUCUUUAGCUUCUCUUUCAUCUGCCACCGAAUCGUCGUCUACGGGCUUUAUAUGCUGGCAAGGAGCAGUGAACUUUGCCGAUUGGGUAUUGGCAAACCCGAAUUGUCCUUUUGGUGAUCUUUUUAAAGCAGGAAGUAGCAUCUCGGUUCUAGAACUCGGAGCUGGGGUUGGAGCAGUGCUAGCGUCAGUUUUCGGACCCAACGUCUCAUCAUAUGUUGCCACGGACCAGAAGCAUGUGCUUAAGUUGAUGAAGUCAAAUUUCGCCAAUAACGUAGUGUCGCAAAGGUAUAGCAGUUCUACAUCUGUGAGAGCACACGAUAGUGGGCCCAAGAAGAGGGAAGGCGAGUCCUGGGGCACUAUUGAGUUCCUUGAAUUUGACUGGGAGCACCUAGAAGCUGGAACAUCCAGAUACCAUCAGAUUACAGGUCAAGAAUGUCCUGAUGUCAUCUUGGCCAGCGACACCAUCUACAAUGGUCAUCUCAUUUCAUUCUUCGUGAGAGCCUUGAAAAAAAUGAUGGGCCCACAUACGUUAGCAUUGGUCACGAUUCAACUAAGAGACGAAGAUGUCACCGAGGAGUUUUUCUUGGAGAUUUUCAGCCAGCAUUUAGAGUUACUCGCAGUUCCAGACGAGUUACUAGAUGACAAACUUAUAGAGGGAUUUAUGGUUUAUUGUAUCAGGAAAGCAGGAUAG
This is a messenger RNA of Sungouiella intermedia, 870 nucleotides long. NCBI's taxonomy places the organism in Eukaryota, Fungi, Ascomycota, Pichiomycetes, Serinales, Metschnikowiaceae. The record is from the annotation of a GenBank genome assembly.